UACUCGACAGCUGGCCUAAUAUAUAACUUAAUUGGAUUUUCCAAUUUAAAUUCAUGCUGAACAGAAGUACGAUUUCCCUUACAUACUAUUUGACAGGUGUAUGAGUGCACACACACAAAAUGACUAACUUGAAUAUGAUGGUUGAAUGAUCGAGCAUCCUGUCUGAUCAUGUACAGAAAAAUAACAGAUAUCAAGUACAGUACAGUAUAAAAAAAAAUGAAGUACACAAUGGACAAUAAUUCAUUGAAGAAGACUUGAAAACACAUUGUCAAACAGAAAAAAAGCGUUCUAGUAUGGGCUCUCUGUUAUCAAAAGAAAGCACUAUUACAAAGGACAAGUAUAUGGAGACGAAAGAACAAGAACCAAACAUAUCAAUAAAGGUUAGCGAGUUUAUUGCAAAGAUAAUAGCAACACCACCUUUAAAAUUGAAACUGAUUGACAUUUACCAUGGGAUAUAUGAACGAUUAUGUGGACCCUGGGGAAGAGUGACUGGCAGCUAUGCUGAUAGUCUUUCUAUGUCCACAUCAGAUGUUGAUAUAAUAUUGGAUAACAUAUCUGUUAAUUCAAGCCCUGAAAUGACAAUGAACAAUUCGUGUACCAUGGAACUAGUUAUUUUUACAGAGGAUAAUGAUAUACCACCGGGAUGCUGUUGGCUACGAGCCUACCAAAAAGUUGCUUUCGUGGGAAAAUAUGUGCCGUCAGAUUCAACUUCUUUUCCUUUUGUAAGGGUAAAUGGACUGACUAAACAAGUUACAGAUGCUGAAUGGAAUCUUGUAGAUAUCAAAGGAUACAAAUGCUUGUCUUGCCGAAAUAUUAAUGAACAGAGGGCGAAGAGUGGUUUAACUUCCUUCCCUUUUAUUAAUCGAUUCCUGCCACACUGGAUACCAUAUGGACCAGCAUUUAAACAGACAUAUUUUUGGAUAUUUGAUGUUGAUAUCAUGGAUGCUUUCAAAUGUAAAACACUACCUCCAGUGUUGCAAAAAUGGGCAAAACGAACACGAAAAACAUGGCCAUCACAAAGCACUAUAGUAAAAGCUUUAGAACAAGGUUGUCAUGUAAUAAGUCUGCCUUCAAAAAUUUCUUCUGAUGAAUUUACAGAGGUUGAGUUUAGACUAGGUUAUGGGGCCAUGGAAAAGAUUCUAACAGAAUCUCUUAGUGACUGUCAAAAACAAUGUUAUAUCCUACUUAAGAUAAUACUAAAAGAAUACAUAGAACCACGAUUCCCUGGUGAAGAUAUUGUAUCGUCGUAUGUCAUGAAGAUGUUGAUAUUCUGGAUGUCAGAGGAAACAGAUUCAAAUACUUGGCGUCCAGAGUGUCUUCUUGAAUGCUUGGAGAUGUGUCUAGGAAGGCUGUUUGAUUGGAUUGAAUCUGGUUAUUGUCCGAACUUCUUUAUUCCCGAAUAUAACGUAUUUCGCACAAAACUUACAAGUAUACACUCUAAUAAUUUUAUCUGUUUGAUGAGAGAAAUCAUGGAUUUAAAAUGGAAGGUAUUGCUUAAUUGUAAAACAAUGCAAUGGGUGAAUGUAUACGUAUAGAGUUUUGGUAGAUAGAAUGGUAUCUUGUACAAAGAAGAACUUUAUUGAAAUGUUGGUAUAAUGCUCUAUAUACGUCAUUAAGUAGACACGUUAGAUUGAAUAAA
Molecule: messenger RNA, 1639 nt
Organism: Mytilus trossulus (common blue mussel)
Lineage: Eukaryota; Metazoa; Mollusca; Bivalvia; Mytilida; Mytilidae
Exons: 3
Coding region: 294-1535 (413 amino acids)
Source: RefSeq, a predicted model, not a curated record